UCAUAACAACAUCUAUCAAUAUUAAGGUUAUGUUUUUAUGUAAUUUUAAAUUAAAAAAUAUUUCUUUCUAAUUUCUAUUAUUGCGAACAAUUUCCAACAGUAUUUAUGAGGUAUUAACCUAUAACAAUUCAACAUGGAUUUUUUUGAACGGGCACACAUUAUCAAAGGCAAAGGGACCAAAGGAGAAGAAACUGUAAAGAAACAACUGAAACUCAUGUUAAAAGGUUAUAAGAAUAGCGAUAAUAAACUUAUUAAAGAAGCGGAACACAUGAAAGAUGAUUCAGAUGACUCUACAUCUGUCAGUGGUUUUUCAGAUUUAAAUCUUACAGCAUCUAGUGAUGAUGAAAAAUUUACUCAUAAUUCAUCAACAGAUGAUAGCAAGUACCUAGUUGUAGAAACGAACUCGGAGACAUUAGACAAUGUUUCGAAGUCUACAACUGAUAGUUUUAGUGACAAUGUUGUUCAUGACUCUAUGGCUUCAAAUAAAGACAUUUCAUCUGAUAGUUUGUAUACAGACACUUUAAGUUCACUUGACAAAGAUACAAUGGAUUUCCAAGAUCAUAAUGAGUCUCCACCGGAUGAUUCUAGUACAGAAUUUGAUACUGAUGGCAAAUUAGCCUCUAAAAUUCAUGAAAACCUUAAAGCGCGCAAAGUAAAUAAAAAAAGAAAAUCAGUUGAAAUGUGUUCAACGAAUGAUUUUGUAGUGAUUGAAGAAGAGCUAGACAGUAAUAAUAGUAUCAAACAUAAAAAUAAAAAGCAAUGUGCUGAAAAGAUAUCGGCAAGUGCUUGUAAUGUAACUGAUUCCGAGGAACAGAAUAGCCUCUCUCCAGAAUAUGUAUCUAUUGCAGUAAAUGAUACACCACAUAUAAGCUUUGAGGAUAUUGUUGGAGAAUACAAACAUCCAACAGUUAGAAACCUUUCAAUUGAUUCUCAUGGUCCUUUGCUAUCGACUAAUAAUUCAGGGAUCUUCUCAGUUGAAUGUGAAAUAGCACAAAUUAAUACAGAGGAUGAUGUAGAUAGCUUAGCACCAGAGGUGGCGGAUGAUGUAACAAUAUCAGAUCUGAUUGAAGAAGACAGUGCUGGAACGAUCUUAGAGGAUAGUGUGAGCUCUGUCAUUGAAGAAAAUCAUGUUAUAGAAUCACAAUCUUCUUGCAUAGAUACAUCUGCAUUGAAAUCAAUUGAAAGUGUACCAGAACCUAACUUGCCCCUAGAAACCAAUGCUGAUUCUCUAAGUGUUUACAUCGGAAAUAAAUCUUGUGUUAUUGUAAUGAAACAUCCAAGUAGUUUAUAUCUAAAUGGUAAAGUGUUGGCAAAAUCUUUGGGCGGGAAUAUUGAUGUUUGUGGUUAUACUUUGAAAAGUGAGGAUUGCAAGAUCAUAGCUCCAUAUUAUAGUUACUCACAGUGUUUCAAAACUGUAGAGAAUUCAAAUGACUACAGUGGCUUGUUUAGUAAAUUAACGAGUGCUGGUCUAGCUACAGCAAAAGCAGAGGAUAUAGUUACUACCUUAGGAGAAUCUGAUGGGAUCCUACUGCUAAAACCGAUGGCAUCACUUAAAAUGGAAUUUGUAGAUAAUAAUUUUAGUGUAUCUAAUUUGUUUAAGAGUAAUAGAAGCAUUGAAAAUGUAUUUGAAGAGGCAUCAAAGUUAUUAGAUUGUACACUUUAUUCAAUAAAGCCUGUAAGAUGUUUUGAAGAGAAUCCACAAUGGAAGCAUGUGAUGAAAACUGCAUUAAAUACACCGAAAAGAGGAAUUGUCUGUGGAGGAAAGGGAAGUGGUAAAUCAACAUUCCUCAGAUAUUGUGUUAACAGGCUUUUACACAAUGGCCCUGUGUUAGUUAUUGACUUAGAUCCAGGACAGAGUGAAUUCACUGUAGCUGGUAAUGUUUCCGCAACAAUUGUCAGAGAGCCAAUAUUUGGACCAAGUUUCACACAUUUGAAGACACCAGAUAUGAUGCUAAACAUUGGUGUGAUCAGCACAAUGGACAAUACAAAAUGUUAUGUGAAUGCAGUUCAACAGUUGAUAAGUUAUUGCAAGGAUAAUGAACAUUAUAAGACAAUGCCAUGGAUUGUAAAUACUAUGGGAAUGACAAAUGCACUUGGCUUGAAGUUCAUGACAAUGAUAAUACACCUUAUAAGACCACAUUAUCUACUUCAGUACAACUGUAACAACAUGAAGAAAAAUUAUUCAACCAAAUUAUAUGCAAGAAAUGUAAUGCAAUUAUUUGAUCAAUUCAAAAGGGAUCGACUGUUUCAGAAUAUUUCGUAUUCAUAUUUAGAGUAUGAUUUCAUAUUUGCGCCAGAUGUGAAUACCCUAUUGGUGAAUAAAUUUUCAUUAGCACCCAGGGAUGAAAGAUAUUUAAGCUUUUUGGCUUAUUUUGGUGAAUUGUGUGAAACUUUUACAAAGGAUAUACAUAGUUGGGUGUUUGGGAUUACACCAUAUGAGGUGAUGCUAAAAGACUUGUAUAUUGGUGUAAAUGUUAAUCUGAAGGGAAACUGUAUCAAAAAUGUGAUCAAUGGAAAAGUGGUGGCCUUAUGUAAACAAAGAUCACAUUGCAGGAGCAAAGUGUUUAAAUUAUCUGAUAAACCAUUGCAGUGCUAUGGCCAUGGAUUGGUGAGAGGCAUUGAUUGGGAAAAAGAGGUCCUGUAUGUUGUUACACCUGUCAGUGGCAGUAAACUCAGUCUGGUGAACACCUUGGUAUACUCUGACUGGAUUCCUGAUAUAAGAGGCCAAGAAACUUAUUUACCGGAAGGUACCCAGCUGCCAUAUAGAACCACAGAAAACCACCAACAACUAAUGUCUACCCCUAGGAGAAGGUUCAACCCACUGCAACUGAUUAAAAUGACGAGUGAAAGUUCUGUUAAAUAAUUAAAUUAGUCAUAAAAGGAAGCCAUCAUUAUGUUAAUUCAAUGUAUAUUUGAAAGAUAAUUUUGUUUUUGUACUUACAAUACUAAUAAAACAUAAUAUAGA
Molecule: messenger RNA, 2965 nt
Organism: Leptidea sinapis
Lineage: Eukaryota; Metazoa; Arthropoda; Insecta; Lepidoptera; Pieridae
Product: polynucleotide 5'-hydroxyl-kinase NOL9
Exons: 5
Coding region: 134-2863 (909 amino acids)
Biological process (GO): cleavage in ITS2 between 5.8S rRNA and LSU-rRNA of tricistronic rRNA transcript (SSU-rRNA, 5.8S rRNA, LSU-rRNA)
Cellular component (GO): nucleus
Molecular function (GO): polynucleotide 5'-hydroxyl-kinase activity
Source: RefSeq, a predicted model, not a curated record